AUGGAAAACGGUAGGAUCACGUCUAGAAAAAGCACGAGCUCUUCUCUCCGCUGAGUCCAGCUUUUUGGGGAAAAACGUCCAAGCGUCUUUUGCAUUAAAAUCUCUCACUUCUGCUUUGGCCCAUAUGAGCAGCUUCUGCUGUCAUCCCGCUGGCGAGUUUCUUUCUUAGCGUCUCUAAUGAGAUGGUCCUCUUCACGCUCUGCUUCAGCUUUCCGGAAGUGCGCACCCUCGUGUCCCUCCAAGCGGGACAGCAUAACUUUUCAGUCUUCUCUGUUCCCUCGCUGGAGUAUCAUGUUGCCAUUCUGUUUGCUAUGCACAUGAAACGUUGCCAGUUGCGUGUCAUCCCAACAGCUGGGCCAAGAGUGUAGUGUGUGCUGUUUUUUCCUGUCUUCUACCACCACAGCAGAUCUCUCCUCAACAUGUCCAUAAAUCCAAUGAUCUACGAAACCCAGUUCUUUGGGUUUACACCUCAAACAUUGAUUUUGCGGAUAUAUACUGCCUUUCAAGAUCAUCUUUCCCACAUCAUACUGGUAGCAGAAGCAGCUAUUCUGAAUAAAUUGAACAACAGCCGUUCUCAUAGCACGCCUUCCCUAAUCCGGAGGGGUACAGAGCAAUUCUUUUCUUUCAUGAAACAGCGUUUCGACAGCUUGUUUGGCAAAAUGGAAGAUAUGCUUCUGAACAUGGUGCUGACCAUUCCCAAGAAUGUUUUGCUCCCGGAAGACGAAGCCCAAGAGAAGUUUUGCUAUACUGCAGAGCAGUUUCAGGAACUGCAGAUGGAGAUCAACCAGCUAGAAAAAAAGCUGAAGGCUGAAACAUAUGCAGAACAGGCUCUUCAGGCAGAACUGGAGGAGCAAAAGGUUGUCCAGGCACACCUGGAAGGAAUUCUCCAGUGGUUUGACAAUCUUGACAACAUCGGAAGAGAAGAAGGGACCAACAGCAUGAAAGAAAGCUUUGCUGCCUUGAUGAAAACAGCUGUCAAACUGCAGGACAUUGUUUUGGAGGUAGAUGAGAAGAUGAAGAAGCUGGAAAGGCAGUGAUGAUGUACAAACAGGAAAAUAGAAAUGCACUAUUUCAUUAAUCCCAUUUUUCUCCUUUCAAAGUAAAUUACUUUGUUCUCAGUAGGUCAAAGUAUUCAUGGUCAUCUUAUACAUUUGUAUGUAAAUGCAUUUUGUGUUUUCAAAAUGUUUAAUCUUUGUAAACAGGCCCCCAGAGCUUUGGCUUUUGGGUGGCAUCAACACAUAAUUAGAACUCACAGCCCACUCUGAGUGGGCUUGUUUUGAACUAUUUUGUAGUAGUGCUUCAAUAUGAGAAAGCCCUUUUUAUGCUCAGGCUGAUUGAACAAAUCACACUGCCUCUCUUUCAGGUACACAGCAGGAUGUACAUCAAAAUAACAUUAGAACCGCUCAUAAAAUAAAAACCCACAAGAAGAAUAAAUAGGCAAUAAAAAUUGAGAACCUAAAUGAGGGACAGGACAACUCAAGUCCCUCCAUAUAUUUUGACCUCUGAAGCUGAUGGGUGGGACAUUUAGGACAGAUAAAAGGAAGUACUCCACAGCGUAAACAAUGGAUUUUGCUGUCACGGUGAUGAACUCCAAUCUGGAUGGCUUUAAAAAAACAUGUGACUGCUACUACCUUUGCUGGCUCUAUGCUACCUCCUUUACCAGAGGUGGCAUGUCCAUAUACCCUAGUUGCUGAGGAGCCUGGGCAGCCGGAGGUCUUGCACCCAUCCCCCCUUUUUUUUUUUUGAAUAAAUUUUAUUAUUUUCUCUACAAACUAAUAUUAAAAAAAAUCAAUCAUUUAAGACAUCGGACAUACUGGGUUAACAUCUUGCUCUUUUAAACAUCUUGCUGUUUAAGUCUAUAAGCAUAUUCAAAUCUAUGCACAGUUUCUCUAGUCAAUAAUAAAAGUUAGAAAUAAGGAAAUUGAUAGAAAUAUGCAUCCUCCUCCUCCUUCAGAGACAAGGUCAGUCUGUCCAUUUCUGCACAAUCCAAAAUCUUUUUUAAGAUCAGUUCUUCAAUAGGUGGCUCUUCACUCC
Messenger RNA from Varanus komodoensis (Komodo dragon), 2034 nucleotides. It is a transcript of the gene MIS12, whose product is annotated as MIS12 kinetochore complex component. Gene Ontology annotation, cellular component: chromosome, centromeric region; nucleus. The coding region runs from base 420 to 1037 and encodes 205 amino acids. The transcript is spliced from 2 exons. Gene Ontology annotation, biological process: mitotic sister chromatid segregation; kinetochore assembly; protein localization to kinetochore. The record is from RefSeq and is a predicted model, not a curated record. Lineage: Eukaryota; Metazoa; Chordata; Lepidosauria; Squamata; Varanidae.